Pyrgilauda ruficollis (rufous-necked snowfinch) is the source of this 8003-nucleotide messenger RNA. RefSeq names its product G protein subunit alpha 12 (gene GNA12). The transcript is spliced from 4 exons. Gene Ontology annotation, cellular component: heterotrimeric G-protein complex; brush border membrane. Lineage: Eukaryota; Metazoa; Chordata; Aves; Passeriformes; Passeridae. Gene Ontology annotation, molecular function: D5 dopamine receptor binding; G-protein beta/gamma-subunit complex binding; GTPase activity. Gene Ontology annotation, biological process: adenylate cyclase-modulating G protein-coupled receptor signaling pathway; Rho protein signal transduction. Bases 284 to 1441 code for a protein of 385 amino acids. The record is from RefSeq and is a predicted model, not a curated record.
CCUCCCGCCGCCCCCGGCCCCGCGCAGCCCCCUCGGAGCGGCCGCGCCCCCUCCCCGGGCAGGGCCUGCGGGCCGCGCCCCGCCGCCCGCACCCCCUCCCCCGGCCGGCCGCUCCCUCCCUCCGCCGAGCCGGAGCGAGGAAUGGGCGGUCCCGGCCCGUAGCCCCCAGGCUGCGGCUGCUCCUCCUCCCGGUCGCAGCGUCUCGGCGGCCUCCGCCCGAUGCUGGCGGAGCUCGGGGUCUCGGCGGCGGCGUUGUGAGCGCUCCGGCCGGGCCGCCGCCGCCAUGUCCGGCGUGGUGCGCACCCUGAGCCGCUGCCUGCUGCCGGCCGAGGCCGCGGGCCGCGCCGGGGAGCAGCCGCGGAGGGACGGCAAGGAGCGGAGCCGCGAUGCCGAGCGGGAGGCGCGGCGGCGCAGCCGGGAGAUCGACGCGAUGCUGGCCCGGGAGCGGCGCGCCGUGCGCCGCCUCGUCAAGAUCCUGCUGCUGGGCGCGGGCGAGAGCGGCAAGUCCACCUUCCUCAAGCAGAUGCGGAUCAUCCACGGCCGCGAGUUCGACCAGAAGGCGCUGCUGGAGUUCCGGGCCACCAUCUACGAGAACAUCCUCAAGGGCUGCAGGGUUCUGGUUGAUGCACGGGACAAGCUGGGGAUCCCUUGGCAGUACACAGAGAAUGAGAAGCAUGGAAUGUUCCUGAUGGCCUUUGAGAACAAAGCUGGGAUGCCCAUCGAGCCUGCCACCUUCCAGCUCUACGUCCCUGCCCUGGGCGCGCUCUGGAGGGAUUCGGGAAUCAAGGAAGCCUUCAGCCGCCGCAGCGAGUACCAGCUGGGUGAAUCAGUGAAAUACUUCCUGGAUAACCUGGAUCGGAUCGGUCAGCUGAACUAUUUCCCCAGCAAACAAGAUAUUUUGCUGGCCAGAAAAGCCACGAAGGGCAUAGUAGAACAUGAUUUCAUCAUUAAAAAAAUUCCUUUCAAGAUGGUGGAUGUAGGGGGACAGAGAUCUCAGCGUCAAAAAUGGUUCCAGUGCUUUGAUGGAAUAACUUCAAUUUUGUUCAUGGUCUCCUCCAGUGAAUACGACCAGGUCCUCAUGGAAGACAGGCGCACAAACAGACUCGUGGAGUCCAUGAAUAUCUUUGAGACAAUAGUCAAUAACAAGCUUUUCUUUAACGUUUCCAUUAUCCUAUUCCUCAACAAGAUGGACCUUCUCGUGGAGAAGGUCAAGAAUGUCAGCAUUAAGAAGUAUUUCUCGGACUUCAAGGGCGACCCUCACCGUCUGGAGGACGUGCAGCGUUACCUGGUGCAGUGCUUCGACAGGAAGAGGCGGAACCGCAGCAAGCCCCUCUUCCACCACUUCACCACGGCCAUCGACACGGAGAACAUCCGCUUCGUGUUCCACGCCGUCAAGGACACCAUCCUGCAGGAGAACCUCAAGGACAUCAUGCUGCAGUGAAGGAGAGCAGCCCCUGCUCCGUUGAAAUUUCGCUGGAGGGUUCCAUCGACGUUUUUAUCCUUUCUUUAUGGCCCUUGCAUGCGGCGUGGGACCCGUGCGAAUUCCUUGGCUCAGGAAUGCUGUACACUAGCCAGUCCAAACAGAGGAGCUCUAGGCCGGAGGAGUCGUGUUGAUGUUAGCUACUGAAUCAUUUGGACUAAAACACUACUGAAACCUGGCCAUGGUAGGUUCUGUACCGAGUUUGGAACGCUGAAUGACACAACCACCGUCUGCCUUCUUCAGAACAGAAAUCUCUGACAAACCAUGGAUGGAAGACACGUUUCAAAUGAACACGCUCAUUUUUCAGAGACACUAAUUGUACAAACUGCCUUUUUUUUUGUAGUUUGGAGGUGCUGAAUCGAUCAAACUAAUCUAAACAUGAUGAGAUUGGCAGCUGUAUUGGAGAAUGUUAAUGGAAGUUCCAUUCUUAACCCUUAGGAGUAUAACCAGGUCUUGUGUGUGUGUUCAGCUUUGCCAGGGGUCUAGAAUCCACCUCCCAAGGUGGACGCACAGCUGUUGUCUGAAGGUUUUGCAUGAGUCUCCUGAGGGAGAAGCCUAAAACUGUGUAAGGAAACUCAUGUUGGAGUAAAUGGGAUGGGGACUUGAGGCCUCGCUGAUUUGGAGAAGGGUUUAUUUUGCACUAUGCUUGGAGGGUGUUACGUCAUGGGAAAAGUGAUUUCCUUGGUGCAGCAGCCUGUGCUGGAGCACCCAGCCAUGAAUCUGCACAGUGGUUGCUCAAGGGAGAUGUGCUCCAUGGCCAGCUAGCACUGUCCUCACACCCACGGUGGGCAGCAUUUGUGAAGGUUCAGUAUCUCACGUGACAGGGCUUCAUCUGAACUCAAAAGUUUGGAAGCUGAUUAAACUCUUUAAGCAAAGGUUUUGGUAGCACAGCAGCUGCUUGAUUAGUUCCCAACAGCUGACCUUGUAGGAAGCCUGAACACCCUGGAGAUCCCAGCUUUCCAGCUGCACUGAUGGAUUUGGACAGCAAGACCUUACUGUAAAAUUAGCCUUUAAUCUGUGUCUUAAUGGGAUCUUCAGCCUGUAGUGAUGCACAUGGAACUCAGAGCACAGCUGGGUUUGGAUUUGCCCCUUUUGGGCAGUGGUUUGGGUGUAAAAUGGCAAGAGGCUUGAAUAACUGGGGUGUGAACUCCAAAUUUCCUUGUGCUCUCAAUCUCUGCCAGGUGCCUUUUCUGUGUACAGACAUUGAAUCUUUUCUACUGCAGUGGGGUGCAUGGACAAACCGAAGAUAUUGUAGUGCUAUCCUUUAGGUAACUCAACCAUAGUUUACUCUGCAAUUUUUGUCAUAGUUUUUAUCCAAGGAUAAAACCUGAAGGGCUGUUUGUACCCAUAAAAAGUCAGCAGAUUCCCUGGAGUUCUUAUCCCCUUUGAGCCUGUAAUGGCAUGUCAAAACAAGGAAAGUUUUACUUCAGCUGGUAAUCCCAUGGGAAAUGUGGUCAAAGAAAAGUCCUGUUCCGUUGUCCUUUCAUGUUAAUUUGGAUAAAAUCUGGAAUAUUUUCUUCCCCUCUGAAGCUUGCAGAUGUUCAUAUCAGUAUUUUUGUGUAGUUUCCUGAUGUAGCAGCCUCCUGGCUUUCCUUGUGCAGGCUCCAGAGUGGAAAAGCUGUGGCUGUUUCAGGCACAGAAUCGACGUAAGAAGCAACUGAGAAGUUGCAGAUGGGAAAACCUAACUUAAAUUUCAGCAAACUUAAACAGGAAUUAGCUUCCUUGUAACAAGUCUUAUUUUGCCAGGACCAACUCCGUCUUUUAAAUAUUUAUUAAUUUUUAGCCUUGAAGGAGAAGGAUGUUAUGUGACUAAUAUUCAGAUGGGGGAAAAAAUCUUAAGAUUAUUGCAUUUGAGAAGGAAAAUGUUUCACCACAGCGUGAUGCAAACAAGUUUAUUUUUCACAUAAGGCUGGUUUCUCUGAGCCCAUUUGUUUGGCUGAAGACUAAGGCUGCUUUCAAAGCUUUCAGAUGUUUUCUGAGUUCUUGGUAGUGGUUUUCACUUCACACAAGACACUGGGAAAGAGGAGGCAGUUGUGGGCUCACCUGACUUCUAGGUUGACUUGACUUUAGUUCUUAGUUUGCUGUGGAGCUUUAUUCUCUCACUGAAUUUUCCAGAUGAGUUAAUAUCAUGCUUGUUUUCUCAAAUUAGUUAAACAUUCCCUUUCAACUGUAUUUUUUCUCAAGAAUUACCUCAGUUUGGUGUCUGAAUCUACUGUAGUUUUACCUGGGAGGCAUAGCAUGGAAUUUCUGUUCUGUUUUUCUCUUGACACUCAUCCAUGGUUUUGUAUCCUUAGUCACCUUAUGGAUUAACCCUCAACAGAGCUAAUGAUGCAACUUAUAUUUUAAGUAACUUAAAAUCUGCACCUGGAAAAGAAACAGCGUGAGAGAUCUCACACUGAGCUCUCAAGCUGCUUUUUUUUUUUUUUCUUGUAUGAUAUGGCAGUUUUGCACACUAAGUCAGUUUUAGGGAACCAAUUUGCCCACCUUGGGCCCAUUAUUGCCUUUCUUGUUUGAAUUGAUGAAAUGGGCCUGAGUGUGGGGCCGCAGGUGAAAAUCCAUGUUUUGGCUCUGUGGGCUCAGAGUUCUGUCAGGUUGGGAUAGUGAUGGAUCACACCAGGAACCCCAGGUCAGGAAACUCUCCUUGCAAAAGUCAAGCACUUCCCAAGUUUGCAGAGGAGCUGACCUGUGAGAAAAAAAGGACGUGGGGGUCUUUUUUAAUUGUCAGCUUUCUCUGCAAAAUACUUGUCUUGCUACAGCUGAGGGGGCUUGGGGUUUUUUUUCAAGGAAAGUUGUAGUAUAAUAAAGCCACAAAGUCAUGUUGUGGUAAAUCAGUGAAUUAUUAAAGCAGAGCUUAGGUAGAUGAGGUUGUUCACACUUCUAGGGACAGACCUGGUCGGUUGCUUAGUCCUUUCACCAGAGACAAAUAGAAAACUUUAUUUUAAGUGACAUCCUGGAGAACUUUGCAGGUAAACACAGCUGGAGAGAACAUCUUUUUUUGUUAGUUUUAUAGGCUUAUUGUUCAUUUGGCUGGUCAGGAAAUGGGUCACAGGCAGGAUGAUGAUCAGAUGGAGACCUUGAACAAGUACUUUUUUUUUAAAGAAAAAAGCAGCUUUUUGCUGUCCCUCCUCUGACACCCGGGGUCAGUGACAGAUUGUUGCAGGGGGAUUGUCUCUCCUGAGGACAAAGAGAGGAAACUCUUGCAGCCUGUGCUUGGGGCAGAGACGUAAAUCUGGAGUUCAAGUAGAAAAACUAAAUGGGAGUCAUUUUUCCAACACUAUUUUGUGUUUGUUGUCCUCAAAACAAGUGUUAAGCUAACAGAGUGUGUCAGUAGCACUCGUGCAGAUUGCAGUGCUGGCAGGCUCUGAGCAGCCCUUAGAUGCAUUGCAAGGUGACUUGGUGGAGUUAAAAAGGACAAGUGGUUUUCUGCAAGUGACAUAUUCAAUAGGCACUUGUCACUUUGAAGGAAUGAAAUAGUUCUUAAGGUUGAAAAAUAACUAAUGGUUAUGGAGUUGAAAUUACUGGCCACUCAGUUUUACAGCUCAGAGAUGCUUUCAGUUACAUGCAGAGAAUGGAUCUUAUUUAAUAUGGCAGCCUAGAUUAUUUGACUUAUUAACUUGAUAAUAUAUUUAAUUUUUUUAAUUGCUGCUGUGUAAAAUGUAGAACUAGGCAUGUUACAAGAAUGAGGCUCCUGAAGGUGACCAUUCCCAGGCCUUCUGAGGCAGGUAAAGCUGAGCUGCAGCCAAGCAGGCAGAGUAGAGAAAGUAAUGGCAAAUAAACCAUAAGGAAAUGGAGUAGGAAGAGCUCAUUUGUACAUGGCACUGGAGACAAAAAUAUAAUUCCCCUAGGACAGCUGAAGUGGCAUUUGGUGUGAAAAGUGGUGCAUUUGGAGCGUGUCCCAUCCUGUCCAUGUGUUGCCCCCCAUUCCCAUGGCCUCAUUCCCUCUGGGAAUUCACCCAUCCUGGUUACUGUGAUCUGCAGAGAAAUGUAGAAGUAAAGCAGAUAAAAGAACAGAUGUGGUACCACUGAGGAAACCAGCAGCUUUCUUUAGUGACAGACAGCUGCCUUCCACAGAACAGCAUUUUAGAAAACAGGUCCUCUGCUGCCUUUAGAUGGCUGUCUUUGUAUUAACUAUGUUUUAACUUAUAUUAACUUAUAUUUUGGAGUCUUUUCUAUGUGUAUACUUCUUUAUUUCUAGGGGUGAAAAUCCUUUUGUGCAUGGACCUAGGGGAUUUCUCUAAAAGGCCCCUCUGAUUUUCAGGCAGUGAGUUUUGACACCUGUCUUUAGUUUGGCUUCUGUCAUCAAAUUUUCAGGAGUACCUGCUGCAUUGAUGGAUGAUUUGAUGUGUGCCAGCUUGAGAGACAAACACAGUAUGCAACAACACCUCCACACAGUGCAGUUUGUCAUGUAAACCCAACACUGAGCUCAUGAUGAGAACUGUAAGUUUAGCAGUACCCUCUUUUCUGUGUUCUCUUUCUAGUAUAAAAUCACGUGGUGUAGUCAGGGGUUUAAUAUAGCACUGCCAACUCUUUACCUCAUACUCUGUAAUUCUGUAACACAAAGUGGUGGGUGGGGUGUUUCAGUAGCAACUAUAAAACAUCUGUGCCUACUUUUGUAAAUGAGCUUUUAACAGUUUUUUAGGGAGCAUCCAUUAUGGAUCAGGAAGACUGGCGUGGUCUGGGCCAGCCUUGGCCUGAGUUAGUGCUGACUCCACACAGUUCUAGGUGAGGACUGUCUAGCCUAGUGAGGAAUAAUUGGUAAUGCAAGACCUAGUGCUUUUUAAUAAUACCUGUUUUGUAAUUAGCUGGGGUGAUCUCUGCUUUGUGCUGUGACGUGGGCACUUCUUUGUUUUAACACUAAUCUUUUUUUGCAUAGAUGGAAAUGAGUAAAGCCAGGAGAUUUGGAGCUGAAACUGCCUCUUUGCUCACCUUGGUGGUUGGGCAGUUCAGCUCGAUCCUUGACAUUUUUAUCUUGACAGUGGCAUUUGGAAAGCAGUGUUAAAGUUUGUCUGUGUGUUGAUAUGCUUGUGUUCUUACUGGGUGGGGAGUGUGGAGGUUCUAGAUUGUCAGUGCUGGUGGUUCUGUGCCUGGCUUGAGGGGCUGUCCAGCCCAGCUCGUGGCCUGUGACUGAAGGUCGGAUCUUCUGUCUGGUGUGAAAAUAGUCAGAGGGGGAGAAAGAGCAGCACUAACUUCCAAGGUGGGCAUUUUGGUAAAAAAAAAAAAAAAGAAAAAGCCAAAGUAUGUUGGAGGGGAGCAGGAGAGGGGAGCUAGUGUCUAAACAGAUGCCAAAAGCUGAUGGUGCUUGAAGGCUGUGUUGAAGUGAAAUGCCAUCUGCACUGACCCAAAAGCUUUGAGUGACUCCAGAGAGCCAUUGGCUGUGAAUUAAGAGCAGCAGGCUGGCAAGGCUGGCCCUGCCAUUGUAAAUCUCUCUCUUCAUCUGUUCAUCACUGGGUGCUAAAACUCAAUUUUGAUAAAAUACAGUAUGCAGAUCUCUGGCCAGACAGUGCAUCUUACUCCUUCCUGACAGCUGCUUAAACUUUCUUCAAGAUACCAGAGCACGAGAAGGUAAGAGGCUGUUUCCAUUCUUUGUGUAACAACUACAACUGAUGGCGAGCAACGUUUUUUUAAUAAGUAGGACCUGAGAGAGCAUCUUUUUGAGGGAAGUGGCAGGUUUUGAGUAGCACAACUUCUCUGCUGUCACUUGCCACCGAUCUCUUGUGCAGGUGGUUGGCACAAAGGCUGAGAGGAGGUGGCAGGGAGCAGGGGCUGUGGGGGAGAAAGGAUCUGCUGGGAGCUCAUGAGACUUGGGAAGGUGUUGGUGGACUUAGGUUUGGAGAGAUGUGUUCAGAGUCCUGUUUGCACUGGAGCCAUUAACCCUCUGUGGGAUAGGGAGAGUUCCUCCAGUUGUGUUGUCUGGAAUGUGGAAUGGGCUUGAAUUGAUGACACAGAUUAAAAGGUGUUUCUGGAGACUCCACUGAACAACAGUGCUGGUGUUUCUCGCUCUAGUGAGGAGUUGUCUUGUUUGUGGAAUCAAAAUGUACAAAACAAACUGACAAAACACCAGGUUAUCUGUGGCACAACCACAUAGCUUAGGAAGCCAAGUGAUGUUAUCUUUUAUUCUGCAAUGUACUUGCUCUCUGGUGCCUAUGCAUUAACACACAUACUAUGCAAUAUCAGUCUUUUUUUAAACCAGUUCACUACAUUGGGCAAGAAAGGCCUGAGUUUAGCCUUAAUUUUCUUAACAAUUCACAGGAAAGUACUUUAAAAACAGUGACAAACUAAAAGAAGGUGGCAAAUGCAUAAAAUAAAAGCACAGUCCCAGACUGCUCACAUAAGUGUCUUUCUAGCACCAAAACAGCAUCCGUGAUAGAAGCAGCUACUUGCUGUAAUAGUUUCAACUUAUGAAAACUGUGUACUAGAUAAAAUUAUAUUGUGAUGUGUAAAAAGUGUAUUUUAUAGCUUUGGUGACUUAGUUUACUGUUUUGUAUAUAUGAAUUUUAUAAAUCUAUUAAAACUUGACUUGUUA